Molecule: messenger RNA, 870 nt
Organism: Gavialis gangeticus (Gharial)
Lineage: Eukaryota; Metazoa; Chordata; Crocodylia; Gavialidae
Gene: RNF186
Product: ring finger protein 186
Exons: 1
Coding region: 1-870 (289 amino acids)
Biological process (GO): protein ubiquitination
Molecular function (GO): metal ion binding; ubiquitin protein ligase activity
Source: RefSeq, a predicted model, not a curated record
AUGGAGGGACCAACUGACAAGCUACACUUUGAAACUGAAUCAAACUCUCUUGGACCCACGCUUGCAGAAGUGGGCAGACUGGCGCCCACUGAAGAACAUGCUGCUGAAAUGGAAGGACUAAGGUCCUUUUCACCAUCAGACACAAAACUAGACAGUCCACAUGCCACUGAAUCACCAGAAGCAGAAAUGGACUGUCCAUCCUCUGUUAAACCUCCAGCCACAGCAAUGGAUACUUUGGACACCUCUGAACUCUUAGUGUCAAAUGCAGACUAUCGUCGUUCAUCCAAAGCAUCGAUUGCAGACAUGGACUGUCUAAUCUGCUGCAAUAGGUACAAUAUUUACCGGGUACCCAAGCUCCUGGCUUGCCAGCAUGCCUUCUGUGCCGUAUGCCUCAAGCUCAUUGUUAGAAGCGAGGACAGCACCUGGAUAAUUACUUGCCCUCUGUGCCGAAAAGUCACUGUGGUAUUUGGAGGGCUUAUCUGCACCCUGCAUGAUAAAGAAGACAUUCUAAGUCAUUUGGAGAGCCCUGAUACGAACACUGAGAUGCAGCUCUCUCCCAAAGAGUUGGACAACACCAGUGGGACCCAGUCUAGCCAUGCCACUCUCCAUACUGAUGACCAUAUUGCUAGUAGCAACAGACUGGCUAUCCAGAGACUUGUGCUGCUUUUGCUGCUUGUGGUGAUCCUUAUUAUAAUCGUUCUUCCCUUUAUGUAUGCUGGACUGGUGAAAUGGGUCCUCUGCUUUGCACUUACUUUUGGGCUGAUCAUGUGUUUGAUACUUUGCUGUAACCCUAGCUUCAGCUGCAGCUGCAACGGAGAUUCACUCUCUUUGUGCCACAAGAAAGAGAGCCACAUCAUUUCUAUUGCCUGA